This is a messenger RNA of Ipomoea triloba (trilobed morning glory), 1512 nucleotides long. RefSeq names its product calcium sensing receptor, chloroplastic-like. The transcript has 6 exons. The record is from RefSeq and is a predicted model, not a curated record. NCBI's taxonomy places the organism in Eukaryota, Viridiplantae, Streptophyta, Magnoliopsida, Solanales, Convolvulaceae. Bases 12 to 1256 code for a protein of 414 amino acids. Gene Ontology annotation, biological process: regulation of stomatal closure; cellular response to calcium ion; de-etiolation.
UGGCACUUUUAAUGCCGUUUGCAGUACCUCUCAACAUUCCGAUCACGCAAAAAUCAGCAGUGUGUGCGAUGGCCGUGAGAGCUUCAGCCACCGCUCCGCCGCCGCCACUUCCUCUGCCACCUUCCCCGCGGCUGAAAGCCUCUUCUCUUUCUAAGCUCCCGCCGAAACCUCAAUUCAGUCCCAACUCCUUGUCAGUGUCACUUACAACUUCAGCCACUCUCUCCCUCCUUCCUCUCUUCACAGCUCCCUCCUAUGAAGCUAAAGCUCUCAGCCUUCCCAAAGAAGAGAUUGUCUCCUCCCUCACUCAGGUUGAAUAUACAAUCAAUCAAUUCCAACAAUUGGGUUUGAGCACUUUUGGCACUGCUGGGAGAGUGAUAGGACCUGUUGUUGAAUUUGUGAAGCCUGGCAUUUAUGUGGCAUUGCCUAUUUUAAAGCGGGCUACUGAGGAAGUGGUGAAUAUUACUUCCCCUGUGAUUUCUGCUGCCUCCAAUAAAGCUCUAGAGGCAAUUCAGGGAUCCGGCAUUGACAUUCAGCCUGUGCUAACUGCUGCCAAGACGGUUGCUGAUGUUGUACAGCAGACAUAUAAGGUAAUUCAAGUGGCCAAACCUAUAGCUUCAUCCACAGUAGAAUCCAUCUUAUCAGCAGAACCAUCUACCAUUCUGGGGACUGGUGGGGCAUUCGUCAUUGCAUAUAUCUUACUUCCCCCCAUUUCUUCCACCAUCUCUUUCAGCCUCCGUGGCUAUAAGGGUGACCUCACUCCUGCUCAAACACUGGACCUAAUGUGUACUAAAAAUUAUAUUAUGGUUGAUAUUAGAUCAGAGAAGGACAAGGGCAAGGCUGGAAUUCCUCGCCUUCCAUCCAGUGCUAAAAAUAAGAUGAUUGCAAUUCCUUUGGAAGAUUUACCAAGCCCAGUAAGAAGACUUGUCAGGAGUCCAAAGAAAGUAGAAGCAGAUUUGGUGGCCUUGAAGAUAUCAUAUCUCAAGAAAAUUAACAAGGGGUCCAACAUUGUAAUCAUGGACUCGUAUUCGGAUUCAGCUAAAAUAGUAGCUAGAGCACUGACGAGCCUGGGAUUUAAGAACUGCUGGGUUGUAAAUGAUGGCUUCUCGGGAAGCAGAGGAUGGUUGCAAAGCAAACUGGGAACAGAUUCUUACAACGUUUCUUUUGCCGAAGUUUUGUCACCAUCCCGCAUCAUCCCUGCAGGAUCAAGACCAGUCGGUACAAGAUCUGUGAAAUUGCUUUCAAGGGGUACGGACUAAAAUCUAACACUUACUAUAACGAAUAUUUAUAAUUUUAAUUUUGAUGUAGUUAUAGAUCUGUAACAUCUUUUGGUGUGAUUCUUUCAGUAGUCUUAUGGGAAAUUUUCUCCUAGUUUAUUAGAUAAUCUGGUUUGUGGCUUGGUAUGGUAUGGAAUAUGCUUUGUUGACUGCAGAAAAGUCUGCAACAUGAACUCUUUAUUAGUUGUUUAAACCCUUCACUGAGUAUAUGCAACAUGGAUAUUUUUGGUAAGGAAAA